Messenger RNA from Symbiodinium necroappetens, 1362 nucleotides. The record is from the annotation of a GenBank genome assembly. NCBI's taxonomy places the organism in Eukaryota, Dinophyceae, Suessiales, Symbiodiniaceae.
AUGUCGCGCUUUCACAUCCCGCUGGACACGGCGUUUCAAGCAACAACGGACGUAACAGGUGGAGGAGGUGGAGGAGGGGCUACUCCGCCCAGUGCCGCUACACCUCCCAACGAGAUGGCUGAGGCCGCAUCGCAACGGGCUCGGCAUGCAGCGUACACAGCAUCCAGGGCAGCGCAGGCAGCGCAGUACGCUUCACAACAGGCGCAAAUGGCCACGAACUCUGCCCAGAAUGCAGUUGCUCAAGUGAGCUACUUGAUGAACAACCCGGACUUGAGAUCCGCAGCUUUGGACGGCGUCCUCUCGGAUGGCUUAAGCAGCUCUCCCGUGCUGCUGUCCCUGUGCAUCUGCAAGGCACACGGACACAGCACGCUUAGCCUGCAUAAGAGAUCUUGCAAUCCACGAGCACCAUUGGACACCCCGACUGUGGGACUCAUGGGCCAAACCCAGAACGUUGAAGAAGGUGCUCCACCCAUCACUCCGCCUGAAGUGGAGGUGAACCGUCGGCGAAAGGACUACCUGCACCGCUUGGGGAUCCAGAAGGAUCAUGAGAAGUUUGCUGGCUACCAGCCUCCCGUUCCACCGACUGCCACCGCUGAGGCACCGGACAGGCUUCAGCACCCAGAGGAAUCGGGGGAGAAAGAGGGCGAGGAUUUUGAAAUGAACGCACUGGACUUGAAGAGUCAAGACGACUUCAGGGUGAACUUUCUCCGCAAGCUUUCCUACUCACAGGUGUGGGUGCCACAGGCGCAGAAGUCACCGCAACAUCAGACGGUGAUCAUCUUCGACUGGGAUGACACGCUUCUGUGCACAUCAUUUCUCAAUCUCCGCCAGGAGCAUGGGCUCUCCCAUGCCGUGGAACGAUGCCUGAAGGAAAUCGAGUCGGCUUCGAAGAAGCUUCUGCAACUUGCCCAGCGCAUGGGCCACACCUUCAUCAUCACGAACGCCAUGAGUGGUUGGGUCGAGUACAGCGCGGCGAAGUGGGCUCCGGGCAUGUUGGACGUGCUUCAGAGAAUUCGGGUCAUCUCUGCGCGCACCAAGUUUGAGCCAGAAUUUCCCGGAGAGGUGGGAAAGUGGAAAGAAAAUGCUUUCUUGGAGGUGCAAAAGCAGCUAGAUAACGAGAUCAUCACCAAUCUGAUUUCCGUAGGCGACUCGAACUUCGAGAUGGACGCCUUGCACGUCAUGGGCAAGCAGUUUGCGCAGGCCCUCGUAAAGACGAUCAAGUUCAGGGAGAACCCAUCGCCAGAAGAACUUCUAAAGCAGUUGGAACUUGUGACGCAGAAGUUCGAGAAGAUCGUGGAGAAUGCCCGCAACCUGAAGAUUGGAUUGGAGAGAAAGUGGGUUGGGAACCCGCAUGCCGCCUGA